AUGGAAAUCCUCAUUCUUCUAGUCUUCCCAAUUUCACUUCUUCUAAUUCUCCUUCUAAUUUCAAACAAGAAGGAAAAAUCCUCAACAAUUCAUCAUCCACCAGGCCCUCCAAGGCUUCCAUUCAUUGGAAACUUCCACCAACUUGACACUUCAUGCCUUCAUAAGUACCUCUGGAAACUUUCACAAAAAUAUGGUCCAAUAAUGUUCCUGAAACUCGGUUCCAUACCAACCCUUGUGAUUUCAUCAGCAAGAUUGGCUGAAGAAGUCUUGAAAAACCAAGAUUUGAUAUUUUGUAGUAGGCCAAAAAUGCUAGCCUUGCAAAAGUUGACGUACAAUGGCAUAGACAUUGCUUUAGCACCAUAUAGUCAAGAAUGGAGAGAGAUGAGAAAAAUUUGUGUCAUUCAUCUCUUGAGUGCUAAAAGAUUGCAGAUGUUUCGUCCAAUUCGUGAAGAUGAAGUGUCCCGAAUGAUUAAAAAGAUAUCUGAACAAGCAGCAUCCACUGAUCAAGUGAUUAAUCUGAGUGAGACUCUAGUGUCUCUUGCUUGCUCGAUGAUUUGUAGGAUUGCUUUUGGUAAAAGGUUUGAUGAGGAAGGUCAAGAAAGAAGGAGAUUUGAUGGUCUUAUUCAUGAAGCUCAGGCAAUGCUUGGGGGAUUCUUCUUCUCGGAUUAUUUUCCUUCGAUUGCCUGGAUUGAUAAAUUCACUGGAAUGCUUGCUCGACUUGAGAGUAUUUAUGAAAAGUUUGAUUCAUUUUAUCAAGAACUCAUAGAUGAGCACCCCGAUCCAAAUAGACCAAAGUCCAUGGAUGGAGAUAUUAUUGAUCUCAUGCUUCAACUACAGCAAGAUGGUUCAACUUCAUUUGACAUAACUAUGGAUCACAUCAAAGCUAUGCUCAUGAACGUAUUCUUUGCUGGGACAGACACAAGUACGGUGACAGUAAUUUGGGCAAUGACAGCAAUGAUGCAAAAACCAACAGUCAUGAAAAAAUUGCAAGCAGAAAUUAGAGAAAUCAUGGGAAAGAAACAAAUGCUAGAUGAAGAUGAUGUUCAAAUGCUUCCCUAUCUCAAGGCAGUUGUUAAGGAGACAUUCAGGUUGUACCCAGCCGUACCACUUCUUGUGCCUAGAGAAACAAUUGGAAAAUGCACCAUUGAUGGUUAUGACAUUCAACCCAAGACCUUAGUUUAUGUAAAUGCUUGGGGCAUUGCAAGAGAUCCUGAUUAUUGGGAAAACCCAGAUGAAUUUUUGCCAGAGAGAUUCUUGAAUAGUACUGUUGAUGUGAGAGGGCAAGAUUUUCAAUUGAUCCCAUUUGGAGCAGGCAGAAGGGGCUGCCCCGGGUACCCUAUGGGACUUGUAACAGUGGAGCUUGUGCUGGCCAAUAUUUUGCACUCAUUUGAUUGGGAAUUGCCUCCUGGGAUGAAGAAGGAAGACAUUGACACAGAUGCUUUGCCUGGUCUUACCAUGAACAAGAAAAAUGAUCUAUGGCUUGUGACAAAACUCCAUCUUUAG
This is a messenger RNA of Coffea eugenioides, 1503 nucleotides long. RefSeq names its product cytochrome P450 71A1-like. The record is from RefSeq and is a predicted model, not a curated record. Gene Ontology annotation, molecular function: iron ion binding; oxidoreductase activity, acting on paired donors, with incorporation or reduction of molecular oxygen; monooxygenase activity. The coding region runs from base 1 to 1503 and encodes 500 amino acids. The transcript is spliced from 2 exons. Lineage: Eukaryota; Viridiplantae; Streptophyta; Magnoliopsida; Gentianales; Rubiaceae.